GCCGCGGGGUGAGCGCGGCUCCCCGCCCCGCCCCGCACCCCCCUGCCCGCUGCCCUCCGACGGCGGUCCUGGGCUCUGGGCCUGGCUGCGGCCUUUGGUCCGAGCGUGGGCCCGGGGCCGCUGGGAGGAGCCCGGACACGGCCCGGCCGCCAGCUCCGCGGUCCCGCCCUGCCCUCGGGCUGCCCCGCUGUCUCGCUGCUCCCUCGGCCCGACGAUGCCGUCCAACAAAUCCGUGUCGGACGCUCCCAUCGCGCAGUUCACCAACUGCCGCCUCCUGCGGGGCCGCCGCCUGCAGCGGGAGGACCUGUGGGUGCGGGAGGGGAAGAUCCUCAACCCCGAGAAGCUCUUCUUCGACGAGAAGGGCUCUGCCGACGUCCAGCUGGACUGCAAGGGCUGCAUCCUCGCCCCGGGCUUCAUCGACGUGCAGAUCAACGGAGGCUUUGGGGUGGAUUUCUCCCUGGCUACGGAUGACUUCAGAUCAGGGAUUGACCUGGUCGGCCGGAAAAUACUCUCCCAUGGAGUGACCUCCUUCUGUCCCACCCUGGUCACAUCCCCUCCAUCCGUGUACCACCAGAUUCUUCCCCAGAUCGAUGUAAGAAAUGGUGGAGCUCACGGAGCUGGUGUCUUGGGCGCUCACAUGGAAGGGCCAUUCAUCAGCAAGGAGAAAAAGGGGGCACAUCCAGAGCACUGCAUCCGCACCUUCGAGGAAAAUGCCUUCCAGGACUUGCUUGCCACCUACGGGUCCCUGGACUGCGUCCGGAUUGUCACCCUGGCCCCAGAGAUCAAGAGGAGCAGUGAGGUGAUCCGGGAACUCACCAAGCGAGGCAUCUGUGUCUCGCUCGGUCACUCGGUGGCUAAUCUCUCCCAGGCCGAGGAGGCUGUGCAGCACGGUGCUACCUUCAUCACUCACCUCUUCAAUGCCAUGUUGCCGUUCCACCAUCGUGACCCCGGGAUUGUGGGGCUGCUGACAAGUGAUAAGAUUCCUGCUGGGCGGAGGGUCUUCUACGGCAUGAUCUCUGAUGGCAUCCACACCAACCCUGCUGCCCUGCGAAUCGCCCAUCGAGCCCACCCCAAAGGCAUGGUGCUGGUGACGGAUGCUAUUGCUGGCAUGGGGCUGGCACCGGGUCGACAUACACUGGGCCAGCAGGUGGUGGAGAUCGAUGGGCUGAACACCUACAUUGCAGGCACAAAGACCCUGAGUGGUAGUGUGGCAACCAUGGACACGUGUGUGCGACACUUCCUGGAAGCCACAGGGUGCUCAGUAGAGACCGCACUGGAGGCAGCAUCAUUGCAUCCUGCCCAGCUCUUGGGGAUUGAAGACAGAAAGGGGACUCUGAAUUAUGAUUCUGAUGCAGAUUUCCUGAUGCUGGAUGAUAGCCUGCAUGUGCAAGCCACGUACAUCGCGGGCGAGGAAGUCUGGAGACGGGAUGCCUUAGGCAUGUGACACUGGGCUGCUCCGUGCCUUCCAAGGCAUCCUGGCACUGUGAUUAGCAGCUUUGGUAACCACCCCACUUCUUUUUUUUCUUGUUUCGUUUUGUUUUGUUUUUUUCCCCUUCCUUCCUGCAACUCCCCUAAAGGAGCCUCAUACCAAAGAGCUGUGUUUUCCAGCGCAACCACUGCUUCCAGUUACAGCCAUGCCUGCAAUGACUCUGUUGGUGCUCAGUUGGUGGAGUGGGGAGAGCAGUCAGAUCUGUGUCAGGAGGGAUUGUCAGUCUCUGGAGAGACCUGAAAGACUGCACAGCCGUCCUGUGUGGAGUCCCCAGACAGAGGUGCUCACGUGUCCAUCUCACAGCGGUGUGAAGCUGUCCCAGCCUUCGCACUGUUAUGCAGCACAGCCUGCCUGUGCCUAAGGCAGACUCGAGCCAUGUCCAUCCCUAUCUGUGCUGCCUUGCUCCUGGGCAGCUGUAGCUGGCAGGAUGUCAGCAGCCACCAGUUCAGCUCACAGCUCUUCCCAUUACAAAGUUCCUGUUGUGUCGGUGGAAGCUGAGGACCACAUUCUGACCAACCCAGCGCUCCCUCUUGUGUUCUCUGGAGCGAGGCUGGUGCAGCUCACUGACUUGGUGCCAUUGCGGGGCUGUGAAUCAGUGUGGGCUGAAUCCUCAGGGCAGACAUCAAACCCAGGAAAACGAGGCAUUGCUGGUCCUUCGUGCCUUUUUCUCCGCAUGGGCGUGGAGCCCACAGCAUGUGAUUUUCUCUGCGGACAGACACUGUCGUGCCCCGGAAAUCAACAUUCCUCUCAGCUCUGGCUGCUGCCUGGCUGGGUUCUGCAGGCUCGGGACAGCCCUGCAUCCUCCAGCCGUGGGUGCAGCCCUCAGCUGCAGAGGACAUCCAGAUGGGCAGUGGGCAGCUCAGGGCUGGAGGGAGAGCCCCAUGGCUCAUAAGGGAGAACUGCAAACACGUUCUGGCCUUUGGAGGCCGUUGCUGAUAGCUCAUUACUCCUGUGCUCAUUAUUGUCGUCUUCAGUACUUGGCUGUCAGCUCUUUCCCUGACAUUUGGGCAUUCCGGGCCAGCACUGACGCCGUUCCGAAGCCUCCCGCGGUCAGCGGGGCCCUGCGCUGCGCCCUGCCUGCUGCCCAGCCGCCCAGCCCCGCGUACAUCGCGCCUGCAGCCCCCGGGAUGGGGCGAUGCGGGAGCGGCACCCGGGACCGCGCUGCAGCGCUGCGCCUCUCGGCUGCCGGCUAUGGGUGGGGGGGUGGAAAAAAAGCGACAUGAAUAAAAAACGUCAUAAAAAA
Molecule: messenger RNA, 2732 nt
Organism: Gallus gallus (chicken)
Lineage: Eukaryota; Metazoa; Chordata; Aves; Galliformes; Phasianidae
Gene: AMDHD2
Product: amidohydrolase domain containing 2
Exons: 11
Coding region: 215-1444 (409 amino acids)
Biological process (GO): N-acetylglucosamine catabolic process
Molecular function (GO): N-acetylglucosamine-6-phosphate deacetylase activity
Source: RefSeq, marked validated